CGGCCACACACUUUUUCUUGCGGAUUUUCAUACUCUUUCCACUCAAAAACAAUGGCAGCCAUCAAAGCCACCACCAUUGUACUCAUCGCCGCCGUGUUUGUGCUAAUGCUUAGCGGUGGUGCAAAGGGGCAGGCACCGGCACCUGAGCCGUCAUCUGCCCUUGGCCCUUCUGCACCGGGUUCAGACUGCCUGACAACUGUGCUAAACAUGUCGGACUGCCUGUCCUACGUGACCACCGGGAGCAACGAGACGAAGCCGGACAAGGCGUGCUGCCCUGAACUGGCGGGGCUGGUUGAGAGUGCCCCGAUUUGUUUGUGUGAUUUGCUGGAUAAGAACAAGACUGAGAGCUACGGGAUCAGUAUUGACAUGAGUAGGGCUCUCAAGCUUCCUACUGUUUGCGGUGUUCCUACUCCUCCCGUUAGUCUGUGCUCAGUUAUUGCUGGAGUGCCAGUGGGAAGUCCAACAGCUUCACCAGGUUCUGCUCCGGAGGGAUUAUCUUCCAGCCCUUCAGCUGCCGGAAGCAAUGGAGUUUCUUCAAAUGCUCAAGUCUCAGCUCUAGCUUCCUUUCUAGCCUUAGCAAUUGCAUUUCUUCACUCAUUUAUUGGCAUUUGAAUUCUUUUUCCUGUUGUUCCUUAGAUUUCUCCCCAUGGAUGUCUGUUAGACCAUGUAUAAUUAGUAACAGUAAUAAGGGAGUGGAUGACAUGUUCUACUGAUUUAUUCCAUC
Rubroshorea leprosula is the source of this 724-nucleotide messenger RNA. The record is from the annotation of a GenBank genome assembly. NCBI's taxonomy places the organism in Eukaryota, Viridiplantae, Streptophyta, Magnoliopsida, Malvales, Dipterocarpaceae.